GCGCCGCCGGAAGUCCGGCGCGCUUCCCACAAGGCACCGCGGCUGGAGCUGGGAGGACGUGUCUCCGCGACCGCCGGCCGAGAGCGCGAGGGAUCGGGAUCCGCCAGGAUGGUGACGGACGUGCAGCUGGCCAUCUUCGCCAACAUGCUGGGCGUCUCGCUCUUCCUGCUGGUCGUCCUCUACCACUACGUGGCCGUCAACAACCCCAAGAAGCAGGAGUGACGCCCCGGGAGGAGGAGCAGCGGCAGCGGCAGCAGGACAGAAGCAGCAGCAGCCGCCGCCAAGCAGGAAGCCAUGGCUGGAGCGACGCCCCCCACCCGACGCCCCCCUGACGCUCCUCCGGCUCCGCGCGGCCCCUGCAGACGCCGGCAAUGACGCCCGCUGGUUGCUUUUGUUUCAUUUUGUCAAACGAAAUUUAUUAAUAGAAACGUGUUCACAA
Lacerta agilis (Sand lizard) is the source of this 439-nucleotide messenger RNA. It is a transcript of the gene OST4, whose product is annotated as oligosaccharyltransferase complex subunit 4, non-catalytic. The record is from RefSeq and is a predicted model, not a curated record. The transcript is spliced from 3 exons. Lineage: Eukaryota; Metazoa; Chordata; Lepidosauria; Squamata; Lacertidae. Gene Ontology annotation, cellular component: oligosaccharyltransferase complex. Bases 109 to 222 code for a protein of 37 amino acids.